Venustampulla echinocandica is the source of this 471-nucleotide messenger RNA. RefSeq names its product putative eukaryotic translation initiation factor eIF-1A. Gene Ontology annotation, biological process: translational initiation. Gene Ontology annotation, molecular function: RNA binding; translation initiation factor activity. The record is from RefSeq and is a predicted model, not a curated record. Gene Ontology annotation, cellular component: cytoplasm. The transcript has 3 exons. The coding region runs from base 1 to 471 and encodes 156 amino acids. Lineage: Eukaryota; Fungi; Ascomycota; Leotiomycetes; Helotiales; Pleuroascaceae.
AUGCCUAAGAAUAAGGGAAAAGGAGGCAAGAAUCGGCGUCGUGGAAAGAACGAGAACGACAACGAGAAGCGUGAACUGACCUUCAAGGAGGAAGGACAAGAAUACGCCCAAGUCCUAAAAAUGUUGGGCAAUGGUCGCCUCGAAGCGCUCUGCUUCGAUGGUUCCAAACGACUCGCGCAUAUCCGCGGCAAGCUGCGCAAGAAGGUCUGGAUCAACCAAGGAGACAUCAUCCUGCUGUCCCUGCGCGACUACCAAGACGAGAAGGGCGACGUGAUCCUGAAAUACAGCGCCGACGAGGCGAGAAGUCUGAAGGCCUACGGCGAGCUGCCCGAGAACGCGAAGAUCAACGAGACCGACACCUACGGACAAGAAGGCGAGGGAGACUGCAACUUCGAGUUCGACGAGGAUCGGAGCGAGAGCGAGGAUGACGAUGGAAAGGGCGCCAAGGAGAUUGAUGUCGAUGAGAUUUAA